Ostrinia nubilalis (European corn borer) is the source of this 1195-nucleotide messenger RNA. RefSeq names its product neuronal acetylcholine receptor subunit beta-4-like. Gene Ontology annotation, molecular function: excitatory extracellular ligand-gated monoatomic ion channel activity; transmembrane signaling receptor activity; transmitter-gated monoatomic ion channel activity involved in regulation of postsynaptic membrane potential. Lineage: Eukaryota; Metazoa; Arthropoda; Insecta; Lepidoptera; Crambidae. Bases 1 to 1110 code for a protein of 369 amino acids. Gene Ontology annotation, cellular component: synapse; plasma membrane; neuron projection. The transcript is spliced from 6 exons. Gene Ontology annotation, biological process: signal transduction; nervous system process; monoatomic ion transmembrane transport. The record is from RefSeq and is a predicted model, not a curated record.
AUGUGGCUCGCCAGGUCGGCGCGCGCGCUGCUGCUUCCCGCGCUGCUGCUGGCCCUCGGGCCCGCGGAGGCGUGCACGAACGUGACGUCACUCUCGCAGCAGCUGGACGCGCUGCUGGCGGAGUACGACCGCGAGGCGGCGCCGGCGCUGCCCGUGCGCGUGCGGCUCAGCUUCGAGCCGCGCCACGCCGCGCUCACCGCCGACGCCAGCGUGCACAUGCUCGCCGACUUAGUCAUGACGUGGUCAGACCCGCGGAUAGAGUGGAACGCGAGCGACUGGGGCUGCGACUCACUGGUGGCGGCCACGGACCGGCUGUGGGUGCCGGACCUGGAGCUGCUGAACGGCGCCAGCGGCGCGCAGACGGCGCAGGGCGCGCGCAUUAGCAGCGACGGCCUGCUGGCGCUCGUGCUGCGCCUCGACGCCGUCGUGCCCGUGCGCGUGCGGCUGGCCGGCUGGCCCGCCGACCGCCAGCGAGCACUCUUCAAGUUUGGCUCCCGCACGCUCAACACCGACGAACUAAUUUUAGAAAUCGACGAAUUUACGACUGCGGUGGUGUUCGAGACCGGGUCCUGGGAGCUGAUGAGCGUGACCGGGCAGCUGGCGCCGGAGGCGGAGCGGAGCGUGGCGGCGUGGUCGGUGACGCUGCGGCGGCGCGCGGCGGCGCACGAGGCCGCGUCGGGCGCCGUGCUGGCGGCCGCGGCGCUGAUGCUGCUGAGCGCCGCGCUGCUGCCGCCGCUGGCGCGCGCUCCGCUUUGCGCGUGUGCGUCCUUCACUGCAGCGGUGUGGCUGGUGUCGGCGCUGCUGCGGCUGCCGGCGUCGUCGUCGACGCCGACGGCGGUGGUGGUGUUCUGCGUGGUGUGCGUGGCGGGCGGCGCGGGCGGCGCGUGCGCGGCGCUGGUGGCGCGCGUGGCGCGGGCGUCGUCGGCGCCGCCGCGCUCGCUGCGCACGCUGGCCUCCGCCUUCUCCGUGCUGUGCAGGCUGUCGCCGGGAGAGGACACGUGCCUUGCGGCGGAGGUGGGCGCGUGGGCGGCGCUGGCGCUGCUGCUGGACCGCGCGCUGCUGGCCGCGCUGCUCCUGGCCGUGUUCGUGGCCGUCUGCGUCUACCUCUGAAGCCCAGCCGCCUCAACUCGCGGCUGAUCCGGUGUGCACUAACGGAACCGAUUGCCUUCUUUAGAUAACCAAAGACUUCUAUAGC